AUGGAUUCAGAUGGGGAAUUAGAUAUUGUAGAGUUAGCUGAACGUACAGCACUUCAAGAAGAUGCAGAAAAUGACGCAGGAGAUGAAGAAAACGAUGAAAAUCAAGAAGUUCAACGCGAGGUUAACGAAGAUGACGUUGAGGAAGUUGAAGCUGAUGGCAAUGAAGAUGAUAAUGCAGCAAGAAGAGUUAUAAAACCGAAGAGAGUCGUGCGUAAUCCUCAACCAAAACUAAACGCAGAUACUUUGCGAGGACCUAGAGGUUUGACAGCAUUACCAACACUUUUUGCAAAACAAAAAUUCAAAGGGAAAGGACAUGAAGAAGCUGAUUUGAAUGUUACUAAAACCUAUGAGUAUUGGUGUCACAGGCUGUAUCCCAAGAUGAGAUUUGAUCAAUGCAUUGAGAAAAUUGAGAGUUUGGGCAAUAAAAAGCCUGUUAUGACUUACAUAAAACGAAUCCGAAUGGGUUUAUUAGAUGAAGAACCAGCGGAACCUCGUGUGGCUGCUGUUAGUGACGAUGAAAAUGAAACCACAGCUACACCCCAACAACAACAACACAUUGAAAGUGUUGAAGCUCGCUUUGAUAGUUUUGCACAGGUGCAAAAAGAACCAGAGCUCACCGAGGAACAGAAGCAGAUUAUUCGUGAGAAUAAAGAACGCGCGAUGAAGUUGCGCGCGGAGCGUCUGCGGCGUAUUCAGGAACAAGCUGAGGCUAAACUUGGAGUGUCCAGUGUUUUACCAUCGCAACAAGAUGAGGAAUCUGUUAGUAUCAGUGUAAUAGAACAAGAAAUUCAUGAUAAAACAACUCAAAUAAUAGAUAAUCAAGUUGAUGGAGGUAAUGUUGAUGUUUGUGAUGAUAAUAAUGAUGAAUUAUUAUCAAAAGUUGGUGGUGAUGAUACAGAAGAAGUUGGUCUUGAUGAAAUGUUGCAUAACCUGCAAAAUAAUGAAAUGAUUAAUACAGAAACACAGAAAACCGUUGCAGAAGAAGUUACAAGUGAAAUGGAUGUUGAAAUUGCUGAAAAUACAGAAGAAAUGAAUAUUGAUGACAUGUUAAAUGAUUUAAAUGAUAAACCAUGAUUAAAUGCGCUUAUAACCUCAAUUUAAAAGAUAUUCUUAACUUUUUGUAUCAUUUUGAGUUAAAAAUUACUAAAAAUCUUGCAAAAUAAACUUGAUUUUACAGAAAAA
Dalotia coriaria is the source of this 1182-nucleotide messenger RNA. RefSeq names its product TIMELESS-interacting protein. Gene Ontology annotation, cellular component: nucleus; replication fork protection complex. The record is from RefSeq and is a predicted model, not a curated record. Gene Ontology annotation, biological process: DNA replication checkpoint signaling; replication fork processing; replication fork arrest. NCBI's taxonomy places the organism in Eukaryota, Metazoa, Arthropoda, Insecta, Coleoptera, Staphylinidae. Gene Ontology annotation, molecular function: DNA binding.